AUGGACCACAUUGAGUGGAUCAAACAGAACAGUGGUUCUAUGCGGGAACCACCAUGUGUGUUUGGGGAUUUAGAAUCAUGCAUCCCGGUGAAAACGUUCGAAUCCUCAGAUGGGUUCUGGACAAAAUUCAAGAAGGUUGAUUCCGCAAAGAUGUACAGAACACAGUACUGUUAUUCCCACAACCGCCAGUGCCCGCUGAACCAGAACAGUGACAUGGAGACAGCAGGCCUCCCAUGUUGGGACUAUUCCUUGGCUGGGAAUCGGCUAUGUGAAGACGGGCCGACGAUUGGGGCUUUUCUCACCCAUGCCAAAGGUCAUGUGGAAUUUGGUACACCCAUCGUCAUUGUGGAAAAUGUAAAGGUACGCAAAGACAAACCGAUGGACUACUCGUUCCUCCUCACGAAAAGGGAAAAGGGUGUCAUCAGAACUCUGAACAAAGAAUAUCAGAAGAGGUGGCCGGAUGGAACGCAGCUUGCACUUUCACCAGAAGAAGACUCUUCGGAAAGUCCCUCAGACACAGAACGGCGACCAAAGUCUGAGAAGCCCCGUCACAACAAGACCCCAAAAGCGAAGUCAGGAGCAGGGAAAUCGGCAAAGGCCAAGGCCAAGACGAAAGCGAUAUCAGACAGUGGUCGAAACAUUGAGACGGAGUACUACAAACAUUCCAGCCUGCAAGAAAUGCCAAACUGCCACUUCCGAUUGUGGCUGUCCACUGCGGAACCCAACAUGCUGAACAGCAUUAAUUUGAAGAAGGUGGAGCGAGAGACCCUGUUCCUGUUGAUGUCCUUCUGCUUUGGAUUUUGGCCGACUGAUCCACCAGUAGAGAGGAAGAAGGAAAAGAUGCUAGAAGAAGUGACGAAAGAAUACGAAAGAAGGGGCAAGCCCAUGGCCUUCACAGGGUGGGGUCCAGAGGAGGUAAGGAGAUUCAUGCUCGAGCACAUGAAGAAGGUCAAAAAGGGAGGGGACAUCGGAUUGUACGCCCGCAUGCUGCCCAAAAGGAAAUCAAGAACUGAACCCGCACCGAUGCCACAAUGGGUGACCAAAGGAAAGAAAGACGAAACCAAAGUCACUGACAAAGGCAAAGAUGAUUCAGAAGAUGAUGAUUCAUCUGGGGAUGGGGUGAGCGAAAGUGAGGAGGAUGACGGUGUGAGUGAUCAGGGAUGGGUUGUCCUGAAAAAGAAACAAAAGUAUUUCCUGCAGCACAAGGCGAGCAAAGAGUCUGUUGAGCUGGGGUCACCAGAAGAGGAGUCCACCUGGGAAGUGAAGCUGGAUGAGGAGGAUGGCAUGGAGUACCUGGUGCAAGAAGGAGCGACGGAGUUUGAAGAAGUAUCAUGCCGAGAAUUCUACAAUGAGGUGAAGGCUGCUGAGAAAAUGAUGAGUAAACCACCACGAACCCGAAAGGGAAAUCCCCGUGCCCCUUUGGUUGGGAUGAAGCCGACAGAAGAGGCAGCAAAUGAUGAAAGCAAAGCUGAUGAUGAUGAUGACUUUGGUGCUGAUGAUUCUGAAGAAGAGCCAGGGAAAGGAGAUUCUGAUGAUGAAGUGCCAGAACCCAUUCCGUAUGUGCAUGUGGAUGAAAAGGACGGUGCCAAGAUGUACCUGAUCUUCCCCAACGAGGUCAAAGAAUUGAAGCUCCCUACCGACAGGUGCACGGACUGGGUAGUCGUGGCAAAGACCGCCAAGGGGGGUGGAAACACAUAUUGGCUGGAAUCAAAGCACAAUGAGAAAGAAGUGCCAAGAGAUUGUCAAGUGUUGUUGCAAGGCAAAAAAGUGAGGGAGAUCAACGACACAGAAAGGCGACAAAAAGCCAUGGCCCUGAAGGAAGACUUCGAGAACAAGAAGAAAAAGGACGAAGCAGCUGAGAAAGAGGAGGCGCAGGAGAAGUACAAGCAAGAACUGAAGCAGAAGAUUGAGAAAGAGAUGCGAGAAGAUCUUAAGAAAGAGCAAGAACGCAAACAGAAAGAGCUCCAGGCAAAACUCGAAGAGAAGCAGAAGAAAGAGCGAGAACAGAAAGCCAGAGAAGAAAAGGAGAAGGAAGACAAACUCAGAGCAGAGAAAGAGGAGAAGGAUGCCAAGGAGAAAGAAGAGGCAGAAUUAGAAAAGAAGAAGCAGAAGGAGAAAAUGCAGAAGGAAUUCGAAGCUCAGAUGAAGAAGGAAAUUGAACAAGAAAUGCGGGCAAAAUUGGAGGCUGAGUUGAAGGCUCAGCUGGAGAAGCCUGGGACUGAAAAGGUAGGGGCAGGAGAACAGCACAAAGACGAGGCAAAGCCAAAGAGUGAUGAAGAUGCGAAGAAAGAGAAGCCGAAGGGAAAGGACGAGAAGAAGGCUGAAAAAGGUGAUGCCAGUUCCAGUACAGGUGGUAAGAAAGGUGAAGCAAAGGACCCGUUUGCCCCGUUUGGGAAUGUAAAGGAGUGGAUGAACGCAGAAGUGAAAGCCAUGAGAAAAAAAGAAAAAGAAUUGUUUUGGGAUAUGGUCAGGAAAAGGGAAAAAAGGGAAGCCAAAGCAAAGUUGAAAGCCACCACCACUGCCCUCCAGGACACCACCGGCAAUUUGGAGCCCAAGCUACCACCUGUGAAUCUGGAUUGA
Messenger RNA from Cladocopium goreaui, 2580 nucleotides. The record is from the annotation of a GenBank genome assembly. Lineage: Eukaryota; Dinophyceae; Suessiales; Symbiodiniaceae.